Molecule: messenger RNA, 1515 nt
Organism: Oryzias melastigma (Indian medaka)
Lineage: Eukaryota; Metazoa; Chordata; Actinopteri; Beloniformes; Adrianichthyidae
Gene: lmx1a
Product: LIM homeobox transcription factor 1, alpha
Exons: 9
Coding region: 128-1207 (359 amino acids)
Biological process (GO): neuron differentiation; regulation of transcription by RNA polymerase II
Cellular component (GO): nucleus
Molecular function (GO): DNA-binding transcription factor activity, RNA polymerase II-specific; RNA polymerase II transcription regulatory region sequence-specific DNA binding
Source: RefSeq, a predicted model, not a curated record
GGAGCGCCGCGUCUCCACUGAAGGCGCACUCGGGGCGCAGGAAGGAACUUUUACGCAGCGCCGCUUUGGAGAUGAUCUGAGGAGUUUCUCAGCCCGGAAGAAGAACCGACUUUAACCGAGAGGUGACAUGGAGAGUCCGGCAUCUGUAGAUGCGCAUCACUGGAUGCUGUGCGUCGGGUGCCAGCGCAGGAUCAGGGACAGGUUCCUGCUCCGGGUGGCGGACGGCCUGUGGCACGAGCGCUGUGUGCGGUGCGCCGCGUGCGGGGACGCGCUCAGUAACUCCUGCUUUCUGCGGGAGCGCAAACUUUACUGCAAGAGAGACUAUGUCAGCCUGUUCGCGGUCCCCUGUGGAGGCUGUGCGGAGGCCAUCGCUCCCUCGGAGCUGGUGAUGAAGGCGGGAGCGGCUGUGUUCCACCUGAGCUGCUUCACCUGCAGCGUCUGCUCCCACCACCUGAAGACCGGAGACCGCUGCGUCCUGAAAGAGGGGCGGCUGCUGUGCGCUCGAGAGGACUACCAUCAGCGUCUGGCCAGCUCGCCGUCCUCCGACACCGGUAAAAGUGGCGAUGAUGAAGACGAGGAACCGUCUGCGAAGGUCACAGACAAGCCGGGCCGAGCAGAUAAUCAGGAGAACAAGCGUCCAAAAAGACCUCGCACCAUCCUGACCACUCAGCAAAGACGCACCUUCAAAGCGUCCUUCGAGGUCUCAUCCAAGCCCUGCCGAAAGGUAAGAGAGACCUUGGCAGCAGAGACCGGUCUGAGUGUGCGGGUCGUGCAGGUCUGGUUCCAGAACCAAAGAGCCAAGAUGAAGAAACUGGCCAGGAGGCAGCAGCAGCAGCCGGAUCAGCUGCAGACGACUCCAGAACGUUGUGAACAUUCAUCUCAUCGCACAGCGCCCCCCUGUGGCAGUCUGACCUCUGAGAUCAAGCGAGUGGAAUGCUCCUUCACCCCCUCUCAGCAGCAGCAGAUGGUCCUCACCACGCUGGAACAGCAGGACUGGGACGUGGACCCCUUCAGGCAGGGCCUGACCCCCCCUCAGAUGCCAGGAGACCACAUGCACCCUUACGGGCUUAAGCUCCUGUAUGGAUCCGUGGACGGAGAGCCUCUGUGCUGUGUGUCUGACAGCGAAGGCCUCUCUCUGGGCGACUCCUCUCCACUCACUCCCAUUGACCGGCUCUACUCCAUGCAGGAUUCCUACUUCACCUCUUGAGGGGGUGGGGGUGUAAUGGAAGCGUGGCGGGCAGCAGAAAGAGCUCUCAUCUCCAAAGUGCUUCAGUACUUCAGCGAAUGGAUGUCAAAAGGGACAGGAUGAUGCUGCGAUGCAACAACACAUGAUGGAAACUUCCCUUUACUGCUUAGGAUGCUGGGAAUUUGUCGUCUGUCUCUGUGCGUGUCUGUCGAUUCCUUAGACUCUGCUGGAAAGUUGUCGUGUUCUCUUGUAAAAAGCUGUUUGUAUUUGUAUUUAUUCUCAUAAUAUGUCUGAUGAUUUUAAUGACUCAAUAAAAUAAAAACAGUAAA